Molecule: messenger RNA, 495 nt
Organism: Patiria miniata (bat star)
Lineage: Eukaryota; Metazoa; Echinodermata; Asteroidea; Valvatida; Asterinidae
Product: protein atonal homolog 7-like
Exons: 1
Coding region: 1-495 (164 amino acids)
Molecular function (GO): protein dimerization activity
Source: RefSeq, a predicted model, not a curated record
AUGGCGGCCAAUGCUGCAACGACGCUGAGUUAUUUUGUCUUGCCUUUAACAACGAGUCGUAUAUACAGCACUAGCGAAUGUCAGGACAUCAGCAAACAAGACACUGCUUCCCAACAAGAUCUGCACAUUUCUCCAGUCUGCUGCAUCAAUGGUAGAGAUUGUGAAGAGGGUAAGAGUACCACACGAUGGAGGAAUGCAUCACGGGGUCCAAUGACAUCUCACCGUCAACUCUGGACCAACAAGUACCGUCCAGCGCGUCGUCUGGCCGCCAAUGCACGAGAGAGACGCCGAAUGGAUAGCAUCAACAACGCAUUCGAUCUUCUCCGUCAAAAGGUGCCUUCUGGUCGACGUAAACUCUCAAAGUAUGACACUCUUCUUAUGGCACUUAAUUACAUAAAUGAACUGCAGAACAUACUUGAUGAUAACGAGACAAGUGAAACUACUUGUAUCACCAACGAUAUCUCUCCAGCAUGUACAUCUGAUUCUUCAGAAUAA